AUGAAAUUUGUGCAGGAAAAUAUUUUUUCGAGAUUUGGAUGUCCUAGAGUGAUUAUUAGUGAUGGAGGAACACAUUUUACAAAUAAAAAUUUCAGAGAACUGUUGAAAAAGAAUGGAGUACACCAUAGAGUAGCCACUCCAUAUCAUCCCCAAACAAAUGGGCAAGCUGAAGUAGCAAAUAGGGAAAUUCAGAGAAUUUUGAGAAAAAUAGUUAGACCAGAUAGGAAAGAUUGGCCCACGAAAUUACAAGAUGCAUUAUGGGCUUAUAGAACAGCUUAUAAAAAUCCCAUAGGUAUGUCCCCAUUUCGUCUCAUUUUUGGAAAGCCAUGUCAUCUUCCUGUGGAAAUAGAGCAUAAAGCAUUAUGGGCUAUAAAAAAUUUAUGUAUGGAUGAAAAAUCAGCUGGUGGGCAUAGAAUUUUUCAGUUACAUGAACUAGAGGAGUUGAGGAAUGAAGCUUAUGAAAAUCAUAGAAUAUAUAAAGAAAAAACUAAAACUUUUCAUGAUAAAUACAUUAGCAGAAAAAAAUUUGAUGUUGGACAAAAAGUGUGGUUAUAUGAUUCUAGGCUGAAAUUAUUCCCAGGAAAAUUAAAAUCAAAAUGGAAAGGGCCUUAUGUGGUGGAAGAGACAUGA
Molecule: messenger RNA, 630 nt
Organism: Spirodela intermedia
Lineage: Eukaryota; Viridiplantae; Streptophyta; Magnoliopsida; Alismatales; Araceae
Source: the annotation of a GenBank genome assembly